UUGGUACUAUUUAGUAACGGCGGUUAGGUAGGAUAUGAAGAGUUUGUGGAUAUAAACUGAGUUGUUGAGGACAGGAGAAUGAAUGUGCAUUUCUCUUGUUAAAGAUCUUCAUAUGAUUAACUUCUGGGGUGACCUUAACACUAAGUUCAUUAGUAAGUUAGCCUGUGGCUGUCUGCUGGAGUUUAGUAUUUGUAGCAAGCUGAGGUUUCAUGCUUCAGACUACCAGAGAUACAGAACGAUAAAGGUGUAGUAGCUUUUUGGAGUGUUGCAGUUGCACUGUCUGAAGAUCUCCCUCCUCUUCUGCCUCUUAGGCUUUUUGCUUACUGGGAGCUGUGUUCAUGGUUGAGUUUCUUAAGUUGCAUGCUAACUAAAUGUUAUUUUUGUGCUCGGAGAAAAGAAAGAUGGUUUAUAAUGUUCCGAUUGGCUUAAGAAAAAAGAUUCUUUUCUGAAGUUUAUUAGUGUCAUAGAAGGAUAAAUUCUGUAGCAAAGAACACAGAGUACAGUAUGUCCCACCACGCAAGCAGCACUGAAUCUGGAAGAAAUGGAGGCUUGGGACAAAAACUGACAGUCUUGCAAAAGAACUUGUAGAAGUAUGGGUGAUGUUACAACAGAUUAAACAGUUGAAGGUAUAAGUGAUUGAGGACAAGACUUCUUGCUGUCCAAGGAUGGAAAACAACAUAACUACUAUCUCUCGGGAAGAGCUUGAAGAACUAAGAGAAGCAUUCGGUAAAAUAGAUAUUGACAACAGCGGAUACGUCAGCGAUUAUGAACUUCAAGACCUGUUUAAAGAAGCAAGUCUGCCCUUGCCCGGUUACAAAGUCCGAGAGAUUGUAGAAAAAAUCAUUACAGUGACAGAUAGCAACAAGGACGGGAGAAUCAACUUUGAAGAAUUUGUCUCUAUAAUUCAGGAAUUGAAAAGUAAAGAUGUUAGCAAAUCUUUCCGAAAAUCAAUAAACAAAAAGCAAGGUAUUACAGCAAUUGGAGGAACGUCAGCAAUAUCUAGUGAAGGGACACAGCACUCUUAUUCAGAGGAAGAAAAAGUUGCUUUUGUUAAUUGGAUAAAUAAAGCUCUCCAAGAUGACCCAGACUGUAAGCACCUCCUCCCUAUGAACCCAUCAGAUGCCAGUCUUUUUAAAUCCCUUGCAGAUGGCAUCCUCCUUUGCAAAAUGAUCAACUUUUCACAACCAGAUACAAUUGAUGAAAGAGCUAUUAAUAAAAGGAAACUCACUCCUUUCACUGUUUCUGAGAACCUAAACCUCGCUCUGAACUCAGCAUCUGCUAUCGGCUGUACGGUUGUCAAUAUUGGAUCACAAGAUUUGCAAGAAGGAAAACCACACUUGGUAUUAGGCCUGUUGUGGCAGAUCAUUAAAGUGGGUCUUUUUGCUGACAUUGAGAUCUCCAGAAAUGAAGCUCUUAUUGCCCUGCUAAGUGAAGAGGAAGAGCUAGAUCAGUUAAUGAAGCUUUCCCCAGAAGAGCUGUUGCUGCGCUGGGUGAACUACCAUCUGGUCAAUGCAGGGUGGCAGAAAAUCAGUAACUUCAGCCAAGACAUUAAGGAUUCAAGAGCAUACUACCAUCUGCUGAAUCAGAUUGCACCCAAAGGAGAUGGCAUUGAUGAAUUGCCCAUUAAAAUUGACUUUUCAGGAUUUCAUGAUAAAAAUGACUUGAGGAGGGCUGAAUACAUGCUCCAACAGGCAGAUAAAUUGGGCUGCAGACAGUUUGUAACUCCAGCUGAUGUGGUUGCAGGCAACCCUAAACUCAAUUUGGCUUUUGUUGCAAAUCUCUUUAACACAUAUCCAGCCCUACACAAGCCUGACAAUUCAUCUUACGAUCUCAAUUUAUUAGAAGAUUUGACUCCUCCUAAUGUAGGAGAAAGUAAUGAAGAAAGGACUUUCAGAAACUGGAUGAAUUCUCUGGGCGUAAGUCCGUAUGUUAAUCAUUUAUACAGUGACCUCUCUGAUGCUUUAAUAAUCUUCCAAUUGUAUGACAUGACUCGUGUGCCGGUUGACUGGAACCAUGUCAACAAACCUCCUUACCCCUUACUUGGUGGCAACAUGAAAAAGAUUGAGAAUUGCAAUUAUGCAGUGGAACUUGGGAAAACAAAAGCCAAAUUCUCACUGGUUGGUAUUGCUGGACAUGAUCUUAAUGAGGGUAAUCCAACUCUGACUCUGGCUUUGGUAUGGCAGCUGAUGAGAAGGUACACUUUGAAUGUUCUAUCAGACCUUGGAGAGGGGGAAAAAGUAAAUGAUGACGUUAUUAUUAAGUGGGUGAAUCAGACACUUGCAAACGCAAAUAAGAAAUCUUCAAUUACAAGCUUCAAGGACAGAUCAAUUGGCACUAGUUUACCUGUCCUAGAUUUAAUAGAUGCCAUUGCACCGAAAGCAGUUCGUCCAGAAAUGGUCAAGAGAGAAGAUCUUUCUUAUGAAGACAAAUUGAAUAAUGCUAAGUAUGCCAUUUCAGUUGCUCGAAAAAUUGGUGCUCGUAUAUAUGCUCUGCCAGAUGAUCUGGUUGAAGUGAAGCCAAAAAUGGUGAUGACAGUGUUUGCAUGUUUGAUGGGAAGAGGACUGAACAGAAUAAAAUGAAGAAAUUUAAUGUAACUUUAUGCCAUGUUAAGCACGAUGAAUGCCUCGCAGUUUACAGAGUUCUGAAGCUUAGUAUAAAAUGAGAACUUGUAUGCAUAAACAUGCUAAUUAAUUACAUUUGAAUAAUGUGCUUAUAUUAGUUAAUUUAUUUGAUUUCAUAAUGGAUUGAUUAUUUAUGAGUAAUAGUGUUUUCAGAACAUGUUCAUUACCAAGUUAAUGUCACAGGUUUGUAUUGCUUAAAAAAAUUCACACCAUAUUAGUCGAGCGUCAUUCAUAUUAGUUUUCAUAGCACUGUAAGCACAUCUGCAUCAUUUUACACAUUAUUUAGGGCCUAUUGUGAAACAUUGUUUGAUGUUUGUGGGUGUUACUUACCUGUAGUCACACAAGUCUCAAGGUGCAUUUCAGUCCUAUUCUAUUACUUUUAACUGCACAGAAGUUAUCAUCCUUGCCUUAUUAUAAAGCUGAGAGUUCAAGUCCUGUUGAAGCCAAUGAGUCUUGCAUCGAAUUCAGUGCGAGCAAGUAAAGGCCUAUGAUAAUGUCUGGAAACUAAUGACUAUUGAUAAAGCUGAUGAAUCUUUCCUGUGGGAAUGAUCUUUAAAUAUAUGUAGUAGUUUUGUUCUGUUACUGAGCAGGAACUUUUAUGGUCUGUCUUAAGAAAAAACAGCAACUAGCAAGCAGAAAUAUCAUCAUGUCGUUAUUAGGUCUGCAUAUGCAUUAGCUUUUGCAAUUGGACUUAAGAGCUGAUUUUUUAAAAAAAUUUUUCAUAAAAUUUUGUGUAAGAAAAGAAUAAAGAGGUGGCUAGUCCAGUUUGAGGGUUCUCAUUAAUACUCUAAAGUAUGUCACGUGUGUAGAGGUUUUCUCUAGAAAGACUGGUGCGUUGUCUGGAUGAGAUGAAGUCCAUAAUUAUUUUCUCAUUAAUUUUAAAGCAUCUACAGCUUUCUUUGCAGCUGUAAAUUUUUACUAAAUGUUCUGCAGCCAGACGUUUAAUAAAGUUGUUAACAGAAGCCAAACAGAAAGAAAACAGAUGAAAAAAAAUUUAUGUAUGAAGCUCCUCCUUCCUCAUGAAAGCUGUCCUAAUGGUGGCAAAACCCAAGAAUCAUGAUGAGUUAAGAGCGGGAUUAAUCUUUACAUAUUGCAAAAAGUACUAACAGAAACAAGAUUCAUCCCUUGAGUUUCUAUUCUAUUUUAUAAUGGGAUACUGGGAGUUGAGAGAAUUAGGUGCUUGGAUUUAGGUCCAUUUUUCUCUGUUUACUGGUUUGUAUUGUCUGGACAAGAAUAAAUUAUUAAUAUUUGAUAGUUACCUGGUUUCUAUUCCCAAUCCCAAACAAUGAGUAAGUACAUUAGGUUCUUUGCCCUGACUGUAGAGACAAAUCAAUCUAAGUCCUCAUUCAAGACAGGCUAAGUGAAGCCUUACUUAAGGUCAAUACUGU
This is a messenger RNA of Cuculus canorus (common cuckoo), 4009 nucleotides long. It is a transcript of the gene PLS1, whose product is annotated as plastin 1. NCBI's taxonomy places the organism in Eukaryota, Metazoa, Chordata, Aves, Cuculiformes, Cuculidae. The transcript has 17 exons. Gene Ontology annotation, molecular function: calcium ion binding; actin filament binding. Gene Ontology annotation, cellular component: actin filament; actin filament bundle; cytoplasm. The coding region runs from base 666 to 2579 and encodes 637 amino acids. Gene Ontology annotation, biological process: actin filament network formation; actin filament bundle assembly. The record is from RefSeq and is a predicted model, not a curated record.